AUGCUAUACCGGGGAGCAGUGGGAGUCGACGUUAUCGGCAAUCGUAUAUCGCACUUCUCCCUUGCAAGCCUGCAGUUGGGGUGGGGGCAGUCCAACGUGGGAGACGCUAUGCUCUCUCUUGUCACCAAAAACGACAUCAUUCACGGCUUCGGGCAGCUGGGGGACAGCGCGGGUAUUUACCUCGACACACACUGGGUGAACCCCGGGAAUAUCCUCCGGUGCAACUACGUGCAGCGCGGCGGGCACUGCCUGUAUCUCGACUGGGUGUCGUCUGGAACGAUCGUGGAUGGGCUCGUGUGUGAGCAGACGGCAGACGGGAUGAAGCUCAACACAGGCAAGAAUAACGAGGUGCGGGGGAUGGUGAUUAUAGACAGCAAGGAGCCAUUAGCAGGGUACAUCUCGUGCCAAAAUUACGGGGUGAACAACUGCGACAAGCCCAACGGAAUCAAGUGGAACAACGAUCUCCUGACUUAUUACCAGACGCCAGGGAUCAGGAAGCUCUUCCCAUUCCUCACCAACUUCUGCAACAAGACCGCCAUCAAUAAGAUCAACUGCAAUGAAGGCACUUCAUCCACUCCCGGGCCUUCUGCCACGGGCAGAUGUUCCGGGCUGCCCACCGAAAACAUUGCUGAGAUUGUCACAGCAACCACUGAUAACUCCACCCGCCUUGUUACCAUCCAUUCCAACUGCGCUCCUUUCACCGCCGUGCCGAAGCUAAACAAGCUGACCUACCUGCCCGUGAAACUUAGCGCUGCGGGGUUCAAGAGCGUGAAGAACCGUGACUACAGCCUGGUUUCCGCUUCACCGAUCCUGAAAAAGUUUUCGACUUUCCGGAGCUGCCCAGUGAAGGAGAUUGGGCCGCAGAAUGUGUCCUACACUACAUAUUUCAACCUAUUCAACUUUCCUAUGCCAGUCAUGAAGCCAAUUGCUGCCAAACCAGCAUCCAUUGCAAAGCCCGGGAGCAUAGCAAGUCUUGUAGUAUAUGGAGGCGGAGAAGUGUCUGGAGAUGUGACGCUACAGCCGAAUCCAUAUGCUACAACCAAGUGGAGUGCAGAGCUGGAGUGCGAGCUGCGGCCUGAUUUUAUGAUGACAAUGCGGAAAUGGUUGAGACCGUACGGCAUGCGAGACGGAGGAUCGUCGCCGCCGCGUCGAAGCGCCGCCAUGACGUCGCACGUCGCUUGGAUCCGCACACUCUACGCCCUUUCCGCUCUUCUCCUCUCCGCCGCUGUGCGACAAGUGACCGCGGGGCCGUGCACUGUGAGCAAUCCGGUUCCCCAGAUCAACAUCGCAGCGGAGGCCGAUUUCGCCAAGCGAACCAAAUACCCCGCCACGCAGCUAGUGCGCAUGUUUCUGACCAAGGACUUGAAGGUGAAGAAUCCGUUGGUGCUGGACGGCAAGUUCAACUGCACUGUGCUGCGCUCCAAGGGCACCAAGAAGUUCACGAUCUCCGCCACCGAUAAGAAUUACCCUCCUAUGCGAAUUGUCUUCGCUAGCAACAUCCUCGUUAACGGCAUCAACGUGAGAGGUUUCGCACCUCUGGCUUCCAAUCCCGACUGCCAGUAUCUCGAAACGCGCUACCUCGAUUUCAUCGGCAAGUGGAAAUGCCCCGCGAUUUGGCUAUAUCGCGUAUGGGCGGUCCAGGUCACGCAGGGGCGAACUUUCGGCCGGAUCGAAGUCUCUCGCGCGUCGCACACGCGCAUCGACUCCAUGACCGUUAACGUCCAUCCGUUAGAUUACCCGGGCGCGAUCGUCGUGAUGCUAUCCGGCGAUGGGCCGAACCUCAUCCGCAGCAACGUGCUUAUAACGAAUAAUAACAUGAUCGCGCAGGGACCCCCCGGGAAAGGCGCUGAGAUCGGGCUUAUGCUGUAUCGGAACGCGGUGGGCGUGAACGUGUUUAACAACCGCAUUUCGGAGUUUUCGCUUGCGAGCCUGCAGAUCGGGUUCGGGCAGUCGAACGUUGGCGACGCGAUGCUGAGCAACGUGAUGCGCAACAACAUGGUGCACACGUUCUCGACGCUCGGCGACUCGGCGGGGAUUUACAUGGACACGCACUGGGUGAACCCUGGGAAUAUCCUGAGGUGUAACUACGUGCGCAAGGGCGAGCACUGCCUGUACCUAGAUUGGGUGUCGACUGGAGUGAUCGUGGAUGGGCUCGUGUGCGAUCGGACGGCUGACGGGCUCAAGCUGAACACUGGGAAAUACAACCACAUUCAGGGCAUGGUGGUGAUUGAUGGAUCAGCGUUCUCAGCGGGGUACAUCUCGUGUCAGAACUACAACGUGAACAACUGUAACCAACCCAACGGGAAGAAGUGGAACGACGAGCUGGUUAAGAACUACCAGACCCCGGGGAUCAAGAAGUUCUUCCCCUAUCUCACUAAUUUCUGCGCCAAGAAAGCUCUUUACAACAUCAACUGCAACGCCGGGAGCCAGUACAGUGCUGCUGUCACUGGUGGCUGCUCAGGCCUUCCAACGGAGAAUUACGCGGAAAUCGUCACGGCGAUGACUGAUAACUCAACCAAGUGGGUGUUUUAUCAGGACAACUGCAAGCCGUUUCCGUCAGUCCCGAAGCUGAACACGCUGCGGUAUUUCUCGACUUCGCUUUCGCAAGCGGGGUUCAAAAACGUCAAAGCGAUGGAUUUCGCACUGACCCCGAAGUCGCCGAUCAAAAAGGCGUUUCCGCAGUUUCGAAGCUGCCCGACGAAGAAGGGCGGGCCGAAAAAGGUGGAUUUCCAGACGUACAUGAAUCUAUUCAACAUUGACAGGCCCGCGGACAAACCAAUUACAAGCAUCCUCACGUACACGUUCAAGCCGGGCAAGUCGAACACGAAUCCUGCUUCCGUCGCCAGCGUCGCGAGUGCUACUGAUGGGACCCUUGGGAACGCCGCGGUGAUGGCGACUGCGGUGGAUGACGAUGAAAGCAGCAGAUUGAUUGUUGUCCAGUCCACCGAGAACGCCGAAGAGCCGGUUGUGCGAAAUGCGGCGAUGGGUAGAAGCCAUUGGACACCGGAGCUCGCGAGGGAAAUGAGCCCGGGUUACAUGAGGGCGCUGGCGAACCAUCGACGAACCCGAGGGAGGGUGCCCCCACGCGUUGGAAUCAGGGUGUUGCCCAAAGCUGCUUAG
Messenger RNA from Closterium sp. Yama58-4, 3120 nucleotides. The record is from the annotation of a GenBank genome assembly. Lineage: Eukaryota; Viridiplantae; Streptophyta; Zygnematophyceae; Desmidiales; Closteriaceae.